AUGAUGAAUGAGAAAUGUAUACAAAAAUUGAUAAAGUUUAAUCCAUUGUUAGCAACAUUAAGCACAAUGUUCGAAACAUUUACAAUGAUAGACAAAGGAGCGUAUCCUCAGUUUAAUUAUCUUAUUUUGCCAGCUAUUACAAUGAAAUUUUUACCAGCACUAAUUUCUAAUUGCGCCUAUAGAAAAUUUAAAAUAACUUUUGAGUCAGUUUAUACCUUCUUAGGAGGUCUUAUGCUGGGAAUAUUAUUCUAUAGAAAAAGACACCUAAUUAAUUAUUUUUCUGAUGUCGUUUACUUACUGAGAGUAACAAGCAUGUAUUCGUUAUUCUAUUCCAUGGAUCAAACAUCUGAAAUAUGUACAUGCUUCUUUAUUAGGGAACUAACAAACAUCUACAUUAGAAAGAUUUUAUUUAAGAAGAAAGCAGUUAUUAGAUCUAUUGAGGCAUUAGACAUGCUAAUUGUGAGUGUAUCUUUCUUUAUAGCCAGAUAUUACGAAUUAGAGUUUAAAUAUUUACUAGGAGCAUUAUUGGCAAUACCUAUAACUAGAAAGAUUCUUAACUUCUAUUUAAAAAGAAGAGUUAGUAUUACUGCUGUUGAUACACAAGUUGAAAAUAAAAGUUUGGAAAGUGAAAAUGAAAAUGAAUUUAGUGAGAGUAGAGAAUCUUUAAGCCCAAAAAAAGAAACACCAGUCACUAAAAACGAGGUAGACCACCAAAGAAGAGCAAAUAAAUUCUUUUCUUAA
Hepatospora eriocheir is the source of this 741-nucleotide messenger RNA. NCBI's taxonomy places the organism in Eukaryota, Fungi, Microsporidia, Hepatosporidae. The record is from the annotation of a GenBank genome assembly.